AUGUAUCUUACACAGUGUACAAGACCAGAUAUAUGCCACGCAGUAAGUUAUUUAAGUCGUUUGAACAAUAAUCCUAGCCAAGAACAUUGGAAUGCUGUGAAAAGAGUGUUUCGAUAUUUGAAAGAAACAAAACACUCUAAACUUUGCUACAGACAGGAUGGUAAUAAUGAGCUAAUAGCAUAUUCAGAUGCUGAUUGGGCCAAUGACGUUGAUGAGAGAAAAUCAAUUACUGGCUAUGUUGUUAUUCUCCAAUCAGGUGCUAUCUCAUGGAGCAGCAAGAAACAACAGAGAGUAGCCUUGUCUUCAACCGAGGAGGAAUAUAUGGCAAUGUCUGCAGUAACCCAAGAGGUAGUCUGCUUAAGAGAACUUUUUUAUGAACUCGUGCCAGACAUUCCAAACAAACCAACUCAUAUUUUAUGUGACAACAGAAGUGCAAUAGCUUUGUCAUCCAGUAAUGUUUAUCGAGCCCGUUCGAAACAUAUUGAUGUGCAUCAUCAUUUUUUGAGAGAGAAGAAGAAUGCCAAACAAGUAGAAUAUUUCGCUAUCAAGACUGAUGAGAUGAUAGCAGAUUCUUUGACCAAAGCUACAACUGCACCAAAACAUAACUUUUGUUUUCAGAAACUGGGUUUAAUUAUUAUAAAGUAA
Molecule: messenger RNA, 645 nt
Organism: Lucilia sericata (common green bottle fly)
Lineage: Eukaryota; Metazoa; Arthropoda; Insecta; Diptera; Calliphoridae
Product: secreted RxLR effector protein 161-like
Exons: 1
Coding region: 1-645 (214 amino acids)
Source: RefSeq, a predicted model, not a curated record